Messenger RNA from Prosopis cineraria, 815 nucleotides. RefSeq lists its product as uncharacterized. The record is from RefSeq and is a predicted model, not a curated record. The transcript is spliced from 3 exons. Bases 1 to 450 code for a protein of 149 amino acids. Lineage: Eukaryota; Viridiplantae; Streptophyta; Magnoliopsida; Fabales; Fabaceae.
AUGGAGGCGGCUGCAGCGGUUAGCGGUGAUCAGGUGAGUGCAGGUACAGGGAAGGAUGGGGUGGAGAGGAGGACGCAGAUGAAAGUGGUGGUGGCCAUUGACGACUCUGACGGUAGCUUCUACGGCCUGAAGCGGGCCCUCGAUAACCUCUUCAUCCCCAUAGCUACUGUGGGCUCCGCCACUCCUAAAGCCACCCUUGAGAGCUCGGGUAUGGUGUUUCUGGUUCACGUGCAACCCAAGUUCUUAGAAGAAUAUGGACACCCCAUUGAAGCCGGCGGAACCGUAUUUGAUGCAACGGCAGCAGAGCUGGAUACGGUGAAGAAAGCACAGGAAGAAGCAUCUGAGGCCUUACUGUGUCGAGCAUUACAGAUGUGCAUGGAUAAACUGGUGAAAGCAGAGACCAUAAUUGUUAGAGGAGAUAUGUCAAGCUGCGGAGCAAGUGCAUGCUGAUCUCCUGGUUGUGGGCAGCCGUGGCCUUGGCCCGGUUUUCAGGUAAUUAAUUUUUCCAAUUCUGCAGCACUUGACCCCUUUGAAUGCCAGUGAUUUUUCAAUUAAUACACAAGUCAUUACAUGUAUAGUUUCAUACUAUCAAUACAGAAGAUUCAUAAGCGAAUAUUUUUCGGUUCAAAGAUGGCUGGAAGCUGGGAUGAGCUGAUAGAAAAUAAUAUUUAUAACCAGCCAAUCACUUGUACUGUGUAUUGUCGGGCAUUUCUAGGAAGUGUAAGCGAUUACUGCGCUAAUCAAGCGAAAACUCCAGUCCUCAUAGUGAAACCACCGACGGAGCAGUUACCACCCUCCUGAUUUAUAUGAAAGCA